Molecule: messenger RNA, 1251 nt
Organism: Dendrobium catenatum
Lineage: Eukaryota; Viridiplantae; Streptophyta; Magnoliopsida; Asparagales; Orchidaceae
Product: F-box protein At2g17036-like
Exons: 2
Coding region: 1-1251 (416 amino acids)
Molecular function (GO): protein binding
Source: RefSeq, a predicted model, not a curated record
AUGGGCAGGAAGCAAUUUCGUAAAAAACCUAGUUUUAUUGCACGUGCAUUAAAUGCACGUUACUACACCCCAAAAGUUUUUGUCUUCCUCUCUGAGCUCUCUUUGAUGGCCAAUCAGAAUAGCUUAUGCUCUGAUUUACCUAUUGAAAUUCUCCACGAAAUCUCAAACCAUCUGCCAACCCAUAAGGAUCUCUCCUCCUUCAGACUAGUCUGUUCUCAUUGGCGGAAUUCAGCCCCAAUUAAACCUUGCCUUCCAUUGGUUCUUUUAAAAUCACUUGAAUCCUAUCCCCGCCAUCUCGAAUGUCGCCAUCCCUGUUCAGAACUAGCUUGUUACAAGCUUCAUCGGCGGCGUCGUUAUAUUCCACAAGAAGUUUAUUACGUUUACUGCUCCUACAAAGACUGGCUGCUUACAGCAAGCUUAAAAGAUCAUAAAACACUUGCUAUGACCAUCUACAAUCCGUCCACAAGGAAAUUCAUUUCUCUUGCUGGAACCCAUGAAAUGCUCAAUGUUCUCUCCCCGAAGCCAGGAGCCAUAGAUGGAGAGCUGGAGCAGACAACCGGGUCUCUGCAUUGGCCAUACAGUAUUUGUCUUCGAAAGCUCGUCCUCUCCACAACCUGUACUCAUCCUGUUACAUCCAACAAAGACAACUUGGUUGCAAUGGCGAUACUUGAUUACUUUGGUUCAUCACCGCCGCUCAAACUCGUUUUUUGCAGAGAUGGAGAUGAGACUUGGACUGCAGUGAACAUCCCCUUGGACAGGUUAAGCCUUGCUUGUGUUGGUGGGCGUUUCUUCUACGCACUUGGCAAGGAAUGGAGACUCUAUGCGUUGGACAUUGGACCACCAGUGAAGCUUCGAGUGCUGUCGAUGAGGCCUCCUGGUGUGGCGCAAACACUUGAUGAUUGCCAUUUGGUGGGGUGUUGUGGAGAUCUAUUGAUGGUUUGUCAUGGUUAUGAAUUGAAUCAGGAGAGAUAUGUGUUCGAAGUGUUUAAGGCUGUGAAUUUAGAAGGCGCUGAGCCUAAGUGGAUGAUGGUUGAAGAUUUGGGUGAUCGAGCAAUUUUUAUUAGUUCAUCAACGUCAUCGGAUUUCUCCAUUGAAGCAGCAAGCGAGUAUUUCGAGUGCAGGAGGAACUGUAUAUACUUUUGUCGAAUGUUGAUGACAGGAUAUGACGAGGAGAGAUGUAAGAGGAUGGCUGGAUGGACGGGAGAGUAUGACUUAGAGAAUGGAAACAUCACUUUUCUUUCAGAUGAGUAA